This is a messenger RNA of Bemisia tabaci, 941 nucleotides long. RefSeq names its product aaRS-interacting multifunctional protein 3 (gene AIMP3). The record is from RefSeq and is a predicted model, not a curated record. Gene Ontology annotation, cellular component: nucleus; aminoacyl-tRNA synthetase multienzyme complex; cytoplasm. Lineage: Eukaryota; Metazoa; Arthropoda; Insecta; Hemiptera; Aleyrodidae. Gene Ontology annotation, biological process: positive regulation of DNA damage response, signal transduction by p53 class mediator.
ACAUAACCUCCCCUCCAACAAAUUCUUGCAAUUCCUCCUUCUGCAGUCUGUAGAGGCAACAAUUUUGUAAAAACAAAUCGAAAAGCGUUUUUCCGUCACUUUUUCCGAUAGUGAUACGAAGUUUUAUCAUCAGACAAAUAUUACUUCCAACCAAUUCAGUUUCUGUGCGCUAAGUAAUCUAAAUUUCUCACAGAGUUCUCAGCAGCUUUUCAAACAUGGUCAUAGACGUAAAACAGUCGCUUUCUUCCUUGUAUCGGUAUUUUAAUGUUCCUAAAGAGUUUUCUUCCCAACUGUCAUCAAUGAAGUUGCCACACCUUAAUUCUGAAAAUUUACCAGGCUGGACAGCUCUUGCUUUGAGUCGUAAAUAUGCGAAGAAGCUUGCAGGUCAUAAUGUAGAAGAUGCAGCUUUUGUCAGGCAGUGGGUUGAGUACGCUGUCACGCAGGGAGUGCAUGCUGAUGAUUCAACUAGUUCCAGUCAAGUCUUGAAGGAAGUAAAUAAAGCUUUAGCAGACCAAUCAUAUAUCGCAGCAAAUUAUUUGACAGUAGCAGACCUAUUUUUAUUCUACGUUUUACAUCCAAUUGUGGCAUCCAUGACUUUUUACGAGAAGGAAAAAUAUAUUAAUUUAUCUCGAUGGUUCGAUCAUCUACAGCUGGAGCCGAACAUUCGACAAACAAGGCCUUUAGUCACAUUUAGCCGAACUCUUUUAUACUCUUAAGAUCAGGCUCUCUACGAAACUCCACGAGGUAAUAUCAUGAAUUCCAUGCAGCUCGCUGUCAAAUCAAUUUUCUUCUGGAAUCCUUCUCAAACAUAAUAGGAGUCACUAUCGUGAGCUUUUCUUCCUUUGUGUAAAGUAAUUUUAAUGGUGGUUCCCUUCAAAUUAUUUUUAAGGAUUUGAUUAUUUUCAUUUUAUUUAUUUAUGUACAUAUUCAUAUUUCAGUGA